This is a messenger RNA of Colletotrichum gloeosporioides, 783 nucleotides long. RefSeq lists its product as uncharacterized. The coding region runs from base 1 to 783 and encodes 260 amino acids. The record is from RefSeq and is a predicted model, not a curated record. The transcript has 2 exons. Gene Ontology annotation, molecular function: FMN binding; riboflavin reductase (NADPH) activity. Lineage: Eukaryota; Fungi; Ascomycota; Sordariomycetes; Glomerellales; Glomerellaceae.
AUGAGUGUGCUGGGGAAUGCGCUGCGCCGGACGGCCCGGGCGAAUGUCUGCGGGGAGACGUCGCGGAGGGCUCUUUUCGGAGCGUCCCAGAUUCCUGUCCCGACGAGACCGCAAUGCCCCCUCGGCCGAACACCCACACCGUCCUCCGACCUCCUCCGAGCGAUACACACAUCACCGCCGCGAGCGUCGUGUACAUGGCGCACCGAGCCGCCGACACCGCCGACGAACGAGGUCAACAUGAAGGAGGAGCUGCCGGACCAGCUGCGCGGCGUGAUGCGCCGGCUGGCGCACUCGGUGGUGGUGUGCACGUCGACGGACCGGGACGGGCGGCCGCGGGGGAUGACGAUGUCGAGCUUCGUGAGCCUAAGCAUGGACCCCGUGCCGCUUGUGAGCUUUAACGUGCGGACGCCGAGCCGGACGCUGGCUGCGAUUGAGGAUUUAGGCGGCCGGUUUAAUGUGCAUGUGCUGGCGGAGGGGGAGGCUGGGGCGAGGGUCGCGGAGUGGUUUACGAGGGGGAACUCGGACGGCGAGGUGUUCAAGGAGUUGCCGAGUGGUGUGGAGGUUGAGGAGGAGGAUGGGGAGGCGCCGGUGCUUGGGGGCCGAGGGGUGCUGUUUGUGUUGAAGUGUCGGGUGCUGGGGGAGGGGGUGGUGAGGGUGCGGGAUCAUGUUGUUGUCGUUGGGGAGGUGGAGGGGGUGAGGAAGGGGGGUGGCGAGGGGUUUGGGCUUGUUUAUGCGGAUCGGAGGUAUCGUGUGCUUGGGGAUGUUUUGGUGAAGGGGGAGUAG